Antrostomus carolinensis (chuck-will's-widow) is the source of this 674-nucleotide messenger RNA. Its product is annotated as sorting nexin-27. The annotation marks the transcript as partial. Lineage: Eukaryota; Metazoa; Chordata; Aves; Caprimulgiformes; Caprimulgidae. Gene Ontology annotation, biological process: signal transduction; intracellular protein transport; endocytic recycling. The record is from RefSeq and is a predicted model, not a curated record. The transcript has 5 exons. Gene Ontology annotation, cellular component: early endosome; cytoskeleton. Gene Ontology annotation, molecular function: protein binding; phosphatidylinositol-3-phosphate binding.
GAAUGGGGUGAACGUGGAAGGAGCAACACACAAGCAAGUGGUGGAUCUGAUCCGUGCAGGGGAGAAGGAGUUAAUUCUGACGGUGCUGUCGGUGCCUCCCCACGAGGCAGAUAACCUGGACCCCAGCGAUGACUCUUUGGGGCAGUCGUUUUAUGACUACACGGAAAAACAAGCCGUGCCCAUCUCCAUCCCCACCUACAAGCACGUGGAGCAGAACGGCGAGAAGUUUGUGGUCUACAAUGUUUACAUGGCAGGUCGCCAGCUCUGCUCCAAGCGAUACCGGGAAUUCGCCAUCCUGCACCAGAACCUGAAACGGGAAUUUGCCAACUUCACUUUUCCACGUCUCCCCGGGAAAUGGCCCUUCUCUCUGUCAGAGCAGCAGCUGGACGCCCGGCGGCGAGGCCUGGAGGAGUAUCUGGAGAAAGUGUGUUCAAUACGUGUCAUCGGGGAGAGUGACAUCAUGCAGGAGUUCCUCUCGGAGUCGGAUGAGAAUUACAACGGCGUCUCGGACGUGGAGCUGCGAGUAGCGUUACCAGAUAUAACAACAGUGACAGUCCGAGUGAAGAAGAACAGCACUACAGACCAGGUGUACCAGGCUGUGGCUGCCAAAGUCGGCAUGGACAGUAUUACCGCAAACUACUUCGCCUUGUUUGAAGUGAUCAAUCACUCCUUUG